Molecule: messenger RNA, 746 nt
Organism: Raphanus sativus (radish)
Lineage: Eukaryota; Viridiplantae; Streptophyta; Magnoliopsida; Brassicales; Brassicaceae
Exons: 2
Coding region: 60-482 (140 amino acids)
Source: RefSeq, a predicted model, not a curated record
GAUUAAACCCUAAACGAGAAGACGACAAGACGAAACUAACAGCAACUCUUGGACCCACUAUGUCAACGACGACUGUGCAGAAGAAGAAACCAAUCUUCGUGAAGGUUGAUGAGCUAAAACCAGGUCAAAGCGGCUAUAACUUGACCGUGAAAGUCGUUGACUCCAAUCCCGUCACACCAGCGAUACGCAAAACUGGCUCCCUGACGCGGCCAUUUGGAAAUCCUCGUAUCGCUGAGUGUCUCAUCGGAGACGACACUGGAUGCAUCCUUUUCACUGCUCGCAACGAUCAAGUUGAUGUAAUGAAGACUGGAGCAACUGUUACUCUGAGGAAUGCAAAGAUCGACAUGUUUAAGGAUACGAUGAGAAUGGCUGUUGACAAAUGGGGACUCAUUCAAGUCACUGAUCCUGUUUCCUUUGAGGUUAACCGACAAAACAAUCUUUCUCUGGUCGAGUAUGAACUCGUCACUGUACCUGUUCAGUAACUUUCACUGAACAAUCUUUCAACCGACAAAUCAAUCUUUCUCAUGUCUCUGCUUUUCACGUUUUAUUUUACUAGUGGAUUAAAUUCAGUACGGUUAUGAUUUUUUUUUUCAAUCCGUUGGUUUAGUUUUAAGACGAGAUUGUGUAAUGUUUUUCUUUUUUGCACAUCUCUGGAUGUUUCUGAUUUUAUUUUUUAAUACACUGCUGGCUGUUGUAAUUGAGCUUAGGAUAAACAUUUAAACUUUUAAUAUUGUAUAUAACUUUAA